Molecule: messenger RNA, 4611 nt
Organism: Dioscorea cayenensis subsp. rotundata (Guinea yam)
Lineage: Eukaryota; Viridiplantae; Streptophyta; Magnoliopsida; Dioscoreales; Dioscoreaceae
Exons: 17
Coding region: 402-4370 (1322 amino acids)
Source: RefSeq, a predicted model, not a curated record
ACUCUUUGUCUUAAUAUCCCCAAAAUCGUGUUUCAUUUUACUCGCUUUUCUCAGCCCUAAAAUUUCCCAUUUUCCCAAAUUACUCCUCUUCGAUCUGCUCUAGCUACUACAUACUCUCAAAUUAGAAAUCCCUAAUCUGAAAUAAAGAAAAAAAAAAACCUUUUUUUUUUCCUAUCAAAACCCUAGCUCUUCGAUCGCUCUAGUUUCUGGGUGAGCUCUUGCCUUUGAUCCUCGCUGCUGCUGGUGUACGAUCUUGUGUUUGAUCUCUGCUUCAAUAGUAAUCAGUUGGAAUCUCUAGUUCGAUCGAUCAAAUUACGGUAGUCUUGGUUGGGGACAGUGGUUAUUCCGUUUCUGGGUGUUGCUGGUAUCACGUUCAUCCAGAGAUAUCUUAUAGUAAGACAAUGGCAGCUAGUAGCAAAUUUGACUUGUCUAGCCCUGAUGGACCCAUGUACCUGAAUGGGCAGCGUGGUUCUUAUGGAAAUAUUUCACUGGAAAGAACAGGAAGCUUUUGCGAGGGCUCUGGGAAUCGUCUGCCAUCUCUAUUGCCAAGCAUGUCCAGGUCUAGUUCCACAUUAUCCCAAGGUGAUAUGAGCAAUAUGUUUCAAUCGCUUUUUUCAGAUUUGAGAACAGUAGUUCUGGACCAACGAUUCCUUAGAACACUAGAAGUAAAAAAAGGUUUAAGUUCUAUUCUGGGCCUCUCACCUGAGGAUCCUGUGCCUCCUACUAUAAACACAAAGCCUUUACCUCCUUCUUCCUCGGAGGAACUCAAACGCAUGAGGGCCAAUCUCAGUGAGGGUUCUAUCAAAGCAAGGGAAAGAGCAAAAGCAUUCACUGAGGCUCUUUCUAAGCUCGAGGAAUAUUGUCCCAAUCUGUCAAAAAAACGUCCUCGAGGUGAUAUUUCAUCAAGUGAUCGGUCAAAUGCAUUGUUUCCGGGAGCAAACGUGCCCAAGGUAGGGCCGCAGACUCAUAUGAAUGUUAAUAGCCUAGAACUUGGGCCUCAGAAAAUGGAAGAAAGAGCAAAGGCUACUGUAGCAAACAGGAGAGUCCGAACAUCUAUGAUGGAAGGGAGGAUGGAUGCACGGGCUAAUGGCAUAGCCAGAUCAUCUGGACUUUCUGAUAAGGAUAAAGAGAUAUACAAACUUGUAAAUGGUGGCUCUACACCAUCAGAAGAAAAGGUUCGAGCUCUAACAUCUAGUGUAGAUGGAUGGGAAAAACCAAAGCUGAAGAAGAAGCGCUCUGUGAUCAAAUCAGAUGUUUCUGCAAGUGCUGUCAUUACUCGGCCACUUGAUAGUGAUCGGGAACCCAAACGAGGGACCCAACAAAAACUUGGCAAUGAUGCUCGACCAAGAUUAAGCAACACCCAUGGCUUCAGGUCUGGACCUGUUAAUGGAACUAUUGGCCCUGGAAAAUCAGAUUUAGCUUCUCCACAAAACAGUCUUGGCAUGCGACCUUCACCAAGAAAUGAUCAAGACAGCAGCUCACUUUCUAAUGACAGAAGAGAUCGUGCGCUGGGGUUAGAUAAGGAAGGUUCCACGCUUAAAGCUGUGAACAAGCAAAAUGGUCGUGAAGAGAACCUGGCUGGUAGUCCUGCUCCACUAACAAAGUUAAAUGCAUCUGUUCGAGCACCAAGAUCAAACCCAGGUUCUCUUGCAAGGGCAUCCCCUAACACUCAUCGAAUUCCAGCAAAUACUGACGAUUGGGAUCAUUCUCAGACCACAAAUAGGGUCAAUGGUUUUAACAGGGCUAUUAAUCGCAAAUGUUCAUCAUCUCAAUUGGCAUCAUCCCCUGUAGCACAGUUGGUUGGACAAAGGCCUCAGAAGAUAUCUCGUGUUGCUCGAAGAUCAAAUUUAUCCCCCCUUACCUCAAGCCAUGAUGAAUUCACACUACCUGAAACAGUAGAAACUGCAUCCAUUAAUACAGAUGGGUUAGGGCCCGCAAGGCACUUGUCCUCCAAUAGUCAAAUUAAAUUAAAAGCUGAUCAAACUCUACCAGCUAGUUUAUUGGAAAAUAAGGAUCCUGGAGUUGCUGAAAGCAAGUCAAGGGAUAAGACUAAGAAAUGUAGUGAGAUAGAGGAGAAAUCUGUACAAUCAAUACAGAAAGUUACAACUUUGAUUUUGCCGUCGAGAAAGAACAAGGUGGCUGCUGAAGAAGAUACUGGAGAUGGUGUUCGCAGGCAAGGAAGGAUUGGACGAGGUUAUGCGACAACAACUUCUAUCAUGCAUGCUACAUUUGAGAAGUUGGACAACACAUCCACCAUAAAGCAGAUGAGAAGUGCGAGGGCUGGUUCUGAGAAAAUUGAAAGUAAACCAGGUCGGCCACCUUCGAAGAAAUUGUCUGAGCGGAGAGGUUAUACACGCCCCAGGCAUUCAGUGAAUAAUGUGUGCCUAGACUCUGCUGGAGAAUCAGAUGAUGACCAUGAAGAGCUCUUAGCUGCAGCGAAUGCUGCUGUGAAUACCAUGCGGGCCUGUCCCAACUCAUUUUGGAAGCAGAUUGAGCCCAUAUUCCGUUUCCUUUCUGCAGAGGAUAUAACAUAUCUGAACCAGCAGAUGCACCUCAUGGAUGAAAGUUGUGCUAAUACGUGUGCGGAUGCAGGGGUCCAAAAUCUGAAGGACGAUCUUGGUUAUGUUUCUCGGCCACCCACUCCAGCCCCUGGGAAUAGAGAUGCUGAUCAUGUCUCAAAUGGUACCGGUUUAACUUCAUGUGAGAGUCAAAAACAAAUCACCAGCCACAUAAAGCAGGAUGAACCUUUACUAGAACAGUUAGCAAGAGGCACUGGCACCCAAAGUGCAAUUUCUAUUUGCCAAGCUCUUCUUUCAGCUAUAAUUGAGGAAGAAGAGGUUGAAAAGUUUUACUAUGGCUCCAGUAAGGGUGAAGAAUACUCGUAUGAGGAUGCCUAUGGAGUUAAACAUGACGUUGAUACCCAGUUAAACCCAAAUGGUUUUCAUUUCCCUGGUAACUUCCAAACCACUGACGGAACUCAAAAUGGUACCAAGAUUCAUAGUUGGAAAUGUCAUGAUGAACUGCUGGAGAACAACUUUGGAAGCAAUAAUGGCUUGCUAGAGGGAAACACAGGAGCCACACCGAGACAUGGGAAUUCUUUGGAUGAAUUCUUUCCAAACCAUUUAAUGACAUCUUGCACUGAUUUUGAGUAUAACCAGAUGAGUAUCAAUGAUCGAAUUCUUCUCGAGCUUAGUGAAAUUGGUCUUCACCCUGAACCUGUGCCUGACCUAACACAAAGUGAGGAGGAAGAUAUUGCAGACGGUAUCAAUAACUUGGAGGAGAAGCUGCUUGAGCAGGUUAAGAAGAUAAAAGGCUUGCUUCUGAAGCUAGAGAAGACAGUGAAAGAGGCGAGGGAAGAUCAAGAUAGAAAACUCGAGUGUACUGCAAUGGACAUGCUUGUAGGAUUGGCUUACAACAAAUACAUGGCUUGUUGGGGUCCUAACGCAACUGGUAAUAAAAGCAUGAACAAAAAUAUGAAGCAUGCCACUCUCGCCUUUGUUAAGCGGACACUCGCAAAAUGCCAGAGAUUUGAGAAGACUGGGACUAGUUGCUUCAAUGAACCUGCUUGCAAGGACAUAUUCCUAUCCAUAUCUUCUUGCAGCAUUGUCAAAGAGGGCAUGGACAUGGCAGUAGAUGGUGAAGCCUCCAAGAAACUCACAUCCUCCCAACAUUCUGAAAACACUAUAUCAGAUCUCAGCCCGGGUCUUGCCUCUCAAGUGGGCCAAAGAUUGGAUACACAUGAGAAAUACUCUAACUCUUUCCGACCUGUUAGCCAGUCGUCAGAACAACCAAAUGGUAGAGAAGAGCCAUGGUUAAAUAAGGUGAAGAGGAGGGAAUUACUGCUUGAUGAUGUUGUUGGGAGUGCUGGGGCUGCAUUAAGACCGCCUUCAGGCCUUGGAAGUUCACUCUUAAGUGGUACAAAAGGGAAGAGGAGUGGAAGGGACAGAGAUGGUAGGGGCCAGAACAAAGAUAAUGCAUCUAGAGUGAGCACUGUCAAAAUUGGUCGGCCGUCCUUAUCGAACGUCAAGGGUGAACGGAAGAACAAAACGAAGCCCAAGCAGAAGCUAACACAAUUAUCAGCCUCCGUUAACGGUCUUCUGAGUAGGACUGCCGACCCAUCUGAGACAGGCCCCAAAUUAAAGGGAACGGCGGCGGUGAAGGAGGAUCUGUCUUUACCGGCGGACUCUGCUGGAGUGCAGGAUUUAUGCAAUUUGCAGUUACCUGAGUUAGAUGUUGGUGAUUUUGGAGGCCAAGGACAGGACAUCGGUUCGUGGCUGAACAUCGACGACGAUGAUGCGUUACAAGACCACGAUUUCAUGGGACUCGAGAUUCCUAUGGAUGACCUCUCGGAAGUUAACAUGAUGCUAUGAACUCAACUGCUGGUGUAAAUGUUUGAGCUAUAUAAUACACAUUUCAGUAUAUACGGCCACCAUCAGCACACGGCACUGUUCUUCGGCAGCGACAGUCUUGUUUCUUUGUUUAUCAGUUUUGUUUUGCUCCUUUUUCAGUUUGCUGCAACAACUUUGUAAAUAUUUCUCAAUCAGAGAGCAGUGCCAAAUUGUACAUACAAUUGACAUAUCAAUAAAAUUGGAGCUGUUUUUCUUUUAUAUA